AUGUCGGGGAUUUUUGGCAGGAAUGAAGUAUGGCUAAAGACAGAAGUGUGCAGGGAGAGCCACCCAGCUGGGGCAGAGAGCUUCCUGGAAGGACCGUCCAGAAGCCACUGCUUUCAGUGCCCGGAGGAUGCCUUCCCAGCCCCCCCCCCACACACUCUGUUCUGUUCCCCAGCAGCUGUUCUGUAUGGUUUGUCUCACGUGAGCCUUGAACCUAAAAGCCAAAGUCUGGGGUAUCAGGACAAACUGAAGGCCUCAGAAAAGGCUCGAGGUCUGACUAAGCAGGGACGUGUCCUGCAGCUGCUUGAGCCUGAGGAAGGGCACCUGGGGUCUGGCUCAGGGUCCGUGCUGGGGCUCGUGCACCCAGAAUGUGAACUUCUCCAAGAGCUGAAAAAGGAUGAGUUAGCAUGCCUGCCAAGAGAAGAGGAGCUGUCCAAUGGGACUGUGGGCUGCCAGAGGGAGUGGGAUGGCCUGCUUUGCUGGCCGGCUCUGGGCACUGGGGCAUCAGUCACCCUGCCCUGCCCAGACUUCUUCUCUCUCUUCAGCCCCAAACCAGGAACAGUGAGGAGAGACUGCAUGGACACAGGAUGGUCAGACCCCUCCCCACCAUAUAUUGAAGCUUGUCCCGUGGAGCUGGAAUCUCUGGCUGAGGAGAAAUCCUACUUCUCCACAGUCAAGAUCAUCUAUACCAUCGGCUACAGCAUCUCACUGACUUCCCUCCUUGUGGCCAUCAUCAUCCUAAUGAUGUUCAGGAGGCUUCGCUGCCCCAGGAAUUACAUCCACGUCCAGCUCUUCUUCACGUUCAUCCUCAAAGCUGGGGCCGUUUUCCUCAAAGACGCUAUAGUUCUCCAGGGGGAGGAUGAGGUUGACCACUGUACCUUCUCCACGACUGGCUGCAAGCUCUCCGUGGCCUUCUCCUAUUUUGCCACCAUGACCAACUUCACCUGGCUCCUGGGCGAGGCCAUCUACCUGACGUGUCUCCUGGCUACGGCCUUCUCCAGUGGAAUGAGAUACUUCUGGUGGCUCGUCCUCGGUGGCUGGGGUCUUCCCAUGUUUUUCAUCCUUGUGUGGAUCUUCUUCAAGUUGGCUUUCGAAGACAGAGUGUGCUGGGACAUGAAUGACGACUCCCCCUACUGGUGGAUCAUCAAAGGGCCCAUCGUCCUUUCGGUCGGGGUCACCUUUGGGCUCUUCCUCAACAUUGUCCGCAUCUUGCUCAAGAAGUUGGAUCCGGGACAGAACAACUUGCACAGCCAUGCCCAGUACCGAAGGCUCUCCAAGUCAACUUUGCUCCUCAUCCCACUGUUUGGAACUCACUACAUCAUCUUCAACUUCCUCCCAGACAGCGCCGGCGUGGGUCUCCGCCUCUGCUUGGAACUGGGCUUUGGCUCCUUCCAGGGCUUUAUCGUAGCUGUGCUCUACUGCUUUCUUAACCAAGAGGUCCGAGCUGAGCUGGUCAGGAGGUGGAACAAUCAUGACCAUGGCCUUGGGCUGACACGGAGGCCAAGGCGGGCCAGGUGGAGGACAGCCUAUAGUUCGGGUCUGAGGGUGCCAACGUCCAUGUGCUAG
Molecule: messenger RNA, 1563 nt
Organism: Dromiciops gliroides (monito del monte)
Lineage: Eukaryota; Metazoa; Chordata; Mammalia; Microbiotheria; Microbiotheriidae
Gene: GHRHR
Product: growth hormone releasing hormone receptor
Exons: 14
Coding region: 1-1563 (520 amino acids)
Biological process (GO): adenylate cyclase-activating G protein-coupled receptor signaling pathway; cell surface receptor signaling pathway; positive regulation of cell population proliferation
Cellular component (GO): plasma membrane
Molecular function (GO): G protein-coupled peptide receptor activity; growth hormone-releasing hormone receptor activity; growth factor binding
Source: RefSeq, a predicted model, not a curated record